Oncorhynchus tshawytscha (Chinook salmon) is the source of this 7962-nucleotide messenger RNA. RefSeq lists its product as uncharacterized. The transcript is spliced from 3 exons. Lineage: Eukaryota; Metazoa; Chordata; Actinopteri; Salmoniformes; Salmonidae. The record is from RefSeq and is a predicted model, not a curated record. Bases 5674 to 6621 code for a protein of 315 amino acids.
AUUUUGACCACCGAUGAAAUUUGAGUGUUCAAUAUGUGCUCAGCCUUUGACUCAUGUCUCACGCUGUGAGACGAUACCAGGGUGGAUGUGACCAAUGAACAUGAGUGCUUCAAAGUGUCUCAAUGUCCCCUCGUAAACCCUUAUCAGUAUUCCAGACAUCUCUUUUCCUUACAGCUUAUGCAAUUUAACUACAGCUGUAGGAUGGAUCAUGAAGCCUCAAGUGUGUGUGAGUGCACUGGCAGACACCAUUAGGCAGAGAGGGGGCCUCAUGAGCUGGGCAUAGAACAUUUCUCGGCUCAAGCCCCUUAAUCUGUUUAAAAUAGAGAUGUUUUUUUUUUAACAUGGGCUGCUUCUCAAUCCACUGCAUCUGCCGACGUCAGCGCUACAGCCAUGUUUGUCAGACCAGGAGACAUCACGAAAACGUCUGUAGCGUUUGAACGGUUUGGCCUAGAAAUUGAAACUCACGAAUAAUGGUGUUCUCCGUUUUGCUCUACGACCCCAACAGGUGUCACGAGGCUCGUCUGAAGGUAACCCAGUACCGGGCCGAAAAAUGAAUGGAAGUGAAUAGGGCAUUUUCCCGUCAAAGGUAUACAGCUAAUUCCAUGGUAUAAAAAUAUAUUCUGAGCUUAUAUCUUGGGUAUAGGACACUUCUAAACACUUCCUUUUGACUAGCAGUAAGGCCAAAAUCUGUUUUAUCAAUUUUUUUUUAAAUAUACCGACAUGGGUCCUAAAAUUAUUCUUCCCCCUAGGGCCUCCAAAUCAUUAGGUCUGCCCCUGUAUGAGCAUACGAGAAUGAAUAAGUGUUAGUGUGUGUACGGUAUGCAUGUAGCCUGUGUCUCUCCCUAAAUUUGAGGGCACUUAAUACAGCAGAUUCUCUCUCCUUGCUCCCCUGUUGUACACUCUCCUGUCACUUGGUACUAGAGCUAUUUAAAGAUGCCACUCUCCUUCAUUUGCUCUCUCAAUCAUGCGCAGUGUCAUGUUUCUCCAGAAUCCACACAGCAGGGCAGGAGAAGGAAAACUAAAGAACAGAUUGAGAAAGAGGGAACACCACCUGCUCCAGAUGGCAUGUUAGUAAGGAUUUAAACAUGUUGACUUCAGACCCAUGAAGAUUCAAGUCUUCAAGUCAAACUUGGAGCAAAGAGCAAAACCUUACCAGCCAUGGACUAUUGACAAGCACUGGGGGUAACUAGUGUCUGUGUGAGAGAGCAACAGCUACUGAGCACAGGAAGUGUGUGGUGCAAGAGAUUAGUGACUGAACUACAGAAUGUUCUUUGCAUUUAUUUUUUCCAUGGAUGAUUAGCCUAACUGGAGACAUCACAGGCUAAAAAUAACUUCAAUAUUGAAAGAGUUUUGCAUCACUCUUCAUUCUACUACUCCACUAUGGAUAACCUCUCUUCCCCGUCUUCCAACACGCAGGAUGGUUCACCCACCAUGUUCCCAGACUCGUCUCGCCGCACCACUCACACUGGUAACCAAGGUGGGUUGGGAUCGUUGGUAUAUGAGGUGGGGGUCGUGUGGGCUCAUCUGCGGCCGCUCAUACCGUUCUUUCUGAUCAGUGCAAUGGUCGUGGCAAUCAUCUACCUAAUCCAGCACAUUAUCUACUCUGGGCCAUUCACCGAUCCACUCUUCUUUGAGAAAUUCGAGGAACGUUGGCCUAGACCCAAACUGCACAAGGAUACCUCACCCUCAAACCCAGUCCUUUUCACUGACCCUAUGGAAUACACUGGGAAUGGAACCCUUUGAACUUGAGUCGUGGAAUUCGGAUGAAUUCUGCCUGUGCCAUAGGAUUCUAUUUGAAGGUGGAUCAAAGGUUUUUAGAAUCUCCCUGUGGAAUUUGCGGUGAAGUUCAUUAUCAGAUCAUGAUUAGAUCUGCAUGUGACUCCCAGGGGCUUCUGUCUUUGACUCAAUUGUGUCCCUAUGUCUGUUCUAUUCAACAGCCACUUGGGCUAUGUAUAUAUAAUGUGCAGAUUAUGAGAACCUGGAGUCUGGACCAUUACUAGGCUAUAAUUAGUCUACAAUGCUCUAAUGUCUUAAUCUAGAUUUAUUAGCCCUGUAUAACUGUCUGUCAGUGACGGUGAAUGUAUUUAAUGAUUUAAAUUCCAGUAGGUCUGGCCUAGAUCUACAGUUAAUUGUUUUAGAUUAAUAUAAUAAUCGUAAUUUGGGAGAAAAAUGGAAAUUGAGGGGGAAUAAAGUUUUGGUUUAAAAAAAAUGUACUCGUCUGUACAGUUUACAGUCCAGUACACACUACACAAAUAAAUAAUUUUCAUAGACCGUAUGGAUUUUCUCUACAGAUGCAUUUGUGGCAACCCAUUUAGCCGUGUUGCCAGGUCAAGCUAAAAUUUGCAAUCCAAUGACCACUCAAAACCCACCCAAAAGGCCUGAAAACUUCCCCAACUUUUUUUUUCAGCAGCUACAGGAGUUUGUCAUUAUGGAGACAACUAUUGGAUAAAUGUGCAAUCUAAAUACCUAUGGUCAAAUUGCUUUUCUGCAUUAUUCCCUUUUUAUUCCUUUUUUAUCGUGUCUAGACAGUAAACUAGCGUGUUAAGUCUGUUAGUCUGCUAGCUACGUACUCAAGAUAGAAAGCACAUUGAUGGAUCCUCUCUCUUAAACUGUUGGAUGUAAUGGAUGUCUCUUCCUUGCUGUAAUGAUUGGUAGGACUGUGGGCGUUCAGGAUACAAAGAACCACGCAAAUAAUAAUGUUGAGUGAGAAUUAUAAAGCUAGCUAGCUUGUGCUGCUGUUCCUUGUUGAAUCUCACGUCACUUGUCAUGAUGUGCGCCCGCGCUGUUAACCCUGACUGACGUGGCUCCGCUGAGCUGCAGCAUACUCAACAGUACUACACACUCGAUGUGAUAAAUAUAUUUUCCAAAGCAUCUGGUCUUUGCCUAAACCUUAAAUAAGUGUGAAUUGUUUGCUGUUAAAGACUGUGUGAUACCCUCUAUAUGCAAUAUUCCAGUCAAUGAAAAAGUAACAUACCUUGGGAUUACCAUAUAUCUAAGGAUCAACAAGAAAGAUGCUCAUUAAAUUUUAUACCUAUUAUUGAAAGAAGAAAAAAAAAGUUGAACCAUUGGAUGCAGAGGGAUUUAUCCUUGAAACAUCGAGUGUUGCUUGCUAAAGCUGAAGGUAUCUCCAGAUUUAUUUAUGCAGCCCAGUCCCUAUAUCGUACACAUUAUAUUAGGAAAUCUGUCGUUAUGAACUCACAUGAAUAUGGUGGUCUCCAUUUUUUUUUUUUUUCCUACUUUGAAUAAUAGUUUUAAGAUAAAUUGGGCUAAAGACGAUUCCAACUUCAAAUUGGAAUUUCAUCCCUCAUAUCUUCUCCCGUUUUGGUGGCCUCAAUUUUAUGUUACUUUGUAACUUUAACAUUGAUAAGAUUCCUGCAACAUUAUCUGCUUUUCAUAGACAAGUAUUCUUAGCGUGGUCGUUAAUAUUUAAACAUGAUUUUUCCCCCUGCAUAGGUAUUUCAUUUGGAACAAUAAGGACAUUUUGUAUCGAAACAAGUCUUUAUUUUUUUAAGAACUGGUGUUCUGAGUCAAACUUUGAAUGCAGGAUUGUUACUCAAUUAUGAGUAUUGUUUUUUAAAAUCUCGUUACAAUAUCCCUGUAACACCUAGAGAGAUCGCCAUGGUCUUCGAUGCUAUUCCAUCUGGAACUCUCAUGUUAUUUAGAGGUGUGGCCAGACCUCACCUUCUUGACCUACCCUCGCUUAAUCCAAUGGGGAAAUUAUGUUUCUCCUUGCUCCCUCAGAACAGCAGAUCUAUACGUGCUUUAUUUCAAAGGGAUAUUGUAUCCAUUCCUUAUGUCACAAGUUACUGGAAUACAUUGGUCACUAAUAUCUGUUGGAAAAAAGUCUGGUUGUUAUUAACACACAAAUACUUGCUUGUUAACAAGGUCGAAGAGGUCUCUUUCAGAAUGAUCCAUAAGUAGAACCCUGCGAAUCAUUACCUGAAGAAAAAUAAGAAAAAAGACAUUAACAUUGAUUGUACUUUUUGUGUUGAGCAUCCAGAAACAGUUUCACAUUUAUUUUGGCAUUGUCUACAUGUAAAACAAUUAUGGAAAUAUAUUCACAGUUUUACAAUUGUUAAUAUUCUUGAUGACUUUUUUUUUUUUUUUAUGGGAGAAUGUGCUGCUCGGAUUUCCUUAACCAUAAUAAAGAUAAAGAAAAACUAUUGUACCUCAAAUCUAAUUGUGCUAAUGGCAAAAUUUCAUAUUCAUAAAUGUAAAUUCACUAAUAAAAAAAACACUCUUCCAUGUUUUCUAUAAAGAAUUCGAGCAGUACAUUAAGACCAUUCAACAUUCUUCGAAUAAGAAAGCUGUUAAAACAAUCAAUAUGUGUGUUUCUUUUAAGGUCUUUGUAUAAUCUGUCAUUUGUUGUACACCCUAGCAUAUGUUAUCAUUGUCUAUUUGUGUACUUCUUGUAUGUAUACAGACUAUUCUACAUUAUAACAACAACAAUGCAACUCGUAACAAUGCAAUUUUGCUAUUUAGCGUCAAAUCUGUGACCUCUGCAAAUUGUCCGUGACAAGGAGGCUGGCCUUCGGACAAUUAAGAGUUAAAUAUAUAUUUUUUUUAAAUCCUCUUUUUAAAAACAAAUUGUUUUAAACUUUUAUGCACUUAGCAUUGUCGAUGCUUUGAAGUUUUAUUUCAUUUAAGAAAGAGGACAUAUCGAAUGACUGGAUAAAGUGGAUGUGGGAAUGUGGCGGUAUCAGAGGCCAGGGUUCAAGGCCUUACUCCUGGCAGAGCUUCAAAUCAAAUCAAAUUUUAUUUGUCACAUACACAUGGUUAGCAGAUGUUAAUGCGAGUGUAGCGAAAUGCUUGUGCUUCUAGAGGCAGCGGAGGUGCAGACAGUUCUGUGACACGGUGCUCUGAGCAGAGGGUAUGGAGACACACACACACACACUUAUAAUGUAAACAUGCACACCAUCCUGAUCAUCUCUCUCUCCCCCUCUAUCAGGGGUGUCAGUACCAGCCCACAGUUACAUCCUGUCCGCCCUAAGCCCCCAGCUGUCAUGUGCCCUGUCCACCGCACCGGCACCUCCCUCUGGGCAGAGCCACCUACUGGAUUUCCAGGUUUUUGGGGCAUGCACCCUGGUGAGGCUGGUAGGUCUGCUGUAUUCUGGGGAGAUGGUGGGAGAGGGGGAGGCGGAGAGGCAGGAAGUGAUUUCUGCUGCUACUAGGCUGGGCAUCCAAGGACUGGUGGAGGUCGGAAAGAGGGAUUUGAGCGCUUCGAGGGAAACAUCGCUGGAUUCAUCAGUUACUUCCUCGAUCCCUCCCAACCACAGGAGGAGAACCUGAGAGGGAGGCGGGGCCGGAGGAGGCGGGAUCUAAAGGGGGAACUGAGAGGAGAGCCAGGAGGCUGAGAGAAGGAGGUAGUAGAGUGAGAGGAGUCCUGAAGAAGGGGUCUGGGGUUGAGCAGGGGGUGAUGGAGGUGUCCCAGAGAGCAAGACUGUGGAAGUGGUGGGUCCGAGCCUUCGUCCCCUUCUUCCCCAUCUCCCGCCCCCUCCCCUGCCCCUAACCUGACCCUUUCCCCAUCCCUUGUCCACACUGCCCCCUCCCCUUCUGCCCCCCCCCCCCCCCUCCCCAGGAGGACUCUGCCGAGCAGUUUGACCGCCUGCUGGAGGACAUCAUGAUGGGCCUAGACUUCGCCUGUGGUGGUUGCCAGGAUCAGCUCCUAGCGCCAUGGACGCUGUUACUGAGGUGACCGGUGCGGGUGACCGUUCUGGAAGUGCCAAGUCUUCUUCAGAAGUUGGGCUGCAGCAGCAUGUGGAGGGUGAGCUGAGUGACAUCCAGGACCACUUCCUCAGGUCGUUUGAGCAGCAGGUGGCAGCAUCCAACCCAGUGGCACAGGGAGAGGGAGAGGGGUCUCGGAGCACAGCCAGCCUCUCGGAGCCUUACACCGCUCUCAGGAACUAUAGUGGAGCCCAGAUGGUGACCAGCACAGCUGAACACAGAACUCAGAGCACUCAAGUCAGAGAAGAGCAGAGCUACACACACACAGCCUAUACACACCCCUCUUACGCUGGGCAGAGUAACACACACGUGGCCCAGGUAUACAUGCCUCAACCAGAACCCAGCUACACACACACAGCCCACAUAGAGCAGUGUAACACAGUCACACACCCCACAAACACACACCUCCCUCUCUCUCACACAUCACCUCUUCCAUACUCAACUCCUAACAGUGUCCAGCCCAACUCAGCUCUACCCCCUACCAGUCUGCCACCCAGCCCAGGGGAAGAGAGGAGGGUGAUGACCAGAAGACGGUUGCGAGGCGAGAUCAACAUCCAACCUAUAGUCAGGCCCAAGAAAUGUCAUGGGGAGAGGAACAUAGACAGGACCAGACUACUAAUCAAGAAGAAGAAGAGGAUAAAGAAAGGGUACUCCAUGAAAACGAGGAACUGCAAGAUUGUGAGUGGUCCGUUGCUGGAUGUGGAUGAUGUGUUGCUGGGUGUGUCUGUCCGUACAGGCGAGAAGCUAUGCCAACCUGAGGAUGCUGCCAGGGAAACGCCUACCCCCCAGCAAACUGCCCAAUCAGGUCGGUCGGCUGAGAAGAUAAAAUCUCAGAAGCCCCAGCCUGUGGAGAGCAGGUACACCCUGGGGACAGAGAGGAGUCUGGGAAAGAAGUGACAACCUCCUCAGCCUUCCAGAAGACCAGGGAAGUCCUGCAGACACCGUGCAGAAUGAAAGAUGGAGAGGAAACGGGAUGGGCCAUUUUUAAACCACAAAAGACCGAUCAGACAGAAGAGAGGGAGACACGGAUGGACAAAAUAGAUGUUGAAGACAUCAGAGCGAUAGAUGAUUCUGAUGAAAGUAUUGAUAUAGAUGGAGAUGGAGAAAAAUGGAUGAUAGACAGAGCAGAAAAACAGACCGAACUCCACAACCCACCAAUCCAAAUCGGAGAGUGGAAGGUCACAGCUCGGAUGCAUUCUGGGAUAGUAAAGCCUCCAGUCUCCCAUCCUUCACGUUCCAUCCGGGAGGUGGACAUCGAAGGGUCAACAGGAAGCUGGGAGGAAGAGGAGGAAGUGGAUGUGUUGGGGGGCUUUAGCGCCUCCCCAGUCCCUCCUAUCAUACUGCCUGGCUCCUGGGGGGAGGGGCUUGGUUCUGAAGAGGAGAUUGAUGUCAUUGGAGGAGAGUUGGACCACACCCCUUUUAUUGGAUAUGUCAUCUCUGCUCUGACUGAGUGCAUACACACGGUAGCCUACAUUAUCAAUCAGAUUAUCACACUCAACUCUAAUCUGAGGUUUCUUUGCUUUUACACUAACUAUGACCAUGUCCCUCCUAUCCCUGUUUCCCUAGUGUGACCAACAUCUUCUCCCUGCUAGGAGACUGGGAUAUGGACAAACUGCUGUGUGUGGACAGCCGUGGCAUAACGACAAGGAAUGUACAGAUUUCUGCUUGAUGGAGAAGCAUGAUUGUGUGGUUGAGUUCCUCCAAGUUACCCAUUGUUAAACAAAAGAGGACGAAUGGAUGUUUAAAAAAAUGUGGAUGUUUUUGUUGUACCUUUUUUCUACCUCACCUUGUCUUUAGAGCUCUGUGCUUGAGUUCUAGUUUUCAGCACUUAGAUCGUCAAAUAUGAACGUGUUUUACACUGUGAGGCAGUUGUGCUCUGUUUAAGUCUACAUCUCACUGCCCAGACCUUUACAACAUCAUUGUGUUAAAGUUUUCAAUGACCCAUGUAGAAAAACACCAGCUAUAUUUGCCUCUUGUGCAGAGGAGUUUGGGUUCAUUCAUAUACCAAAUGUUUCAUUGUGAGUUGCCAACAAAUCAGGUUUUACACUGCUGUUAGUUCAGUUUCACAGGAAUUUGAACUUUCAUUGGUUGAGUGUCAAUCAUCACAGGCCUACAUCUUCCGAUUCUGCUUUGGAUUGUUCUAGAAUGGAAUCACACCAUGUUUGUCAUUAUGACUGUUCUCCCCAGGUGUUUGACUGUUUUCUGUUUAAAAAACAGAUUAAAGAUGUUCUUAACGUG